Molecule: messenger RNA, 102 nt
Organism: Protopolystoma xenopodis
Lineage: Eukaryota; Metazoa; Platyhelminthes; Monogenea; Polystomatidea; Polystomatidae
Source: the annotation of a GenBank genome assembly
AUGCCUGCCAUACCUGAUUUGCUCUCUUCAGAAGCUGCUGGCGGUAAAAAGAAAAAAGGCGGUGCCAUGCAGACGAUUUCUGGCAAACACAAGGUUAUCUAA